AGCGAAAGACCUACACCGAUCACAUUUUUUGAAAAGUUCGACUUCUCCUCGAAGAAGGAAGGUGUCUCAAAUUGGUACUCCGCUCUCAGUGAGAGCCUCAAAAUUUAUAAAAAGGAUCCCAAACUUACUGAAAUUAAGCAAAAUUACGAAAAAGGUUAUUAUAAGCAAAGCAUCAAUGAUUAUUUUCGACAAUCGGAACGUGCUCGUACUCUUGAGGAAGAAAAGACCUCUAUUGAUAAGACCUUAACCAAUAAAACUGGCAAUGCGAUUCGAAAACGUAUACAUGAUCUCCUUCCAGAAGAAACUGGUGAUCAAAAAUUCUCGAAGAAACCUUGUCUAAGGGAGUCGAAUCAGAAAAUAAAUCAAGAAAAUAAUGAUUUUUGCCUGGCUUCAUCCGAUCCUGAUUUGGAAUAUUUCAACGCUCAGGAGUUAUUAGAUAAAAAAGGUAUUGAUUUAUCAAAUGCAGGCAAAGCCAGGCCAUUAUGUACUAACCAUAAUUUGGAAUCACCUUCAAGUUUACCAUCAGUAGCAAAUAACUUGGCUCUUGAAUAUUCUUCUAUGAUAAAUUCUUUUACACUAUUAAAUGAUAUUCAAGAUGCAUGGUGUAAUAACUUUUCCAAGAUUACGGGAUUGACGGAUCGAGAUAAAGACAAAUUUUGUCAAACUCAAAUUAUUUUCCGAAAUUUUUCAAAAAUUGUGAAUACCAAUAAUGAGGACACCUUUGUACAUGAAACGUUGCAUGACCUACUUAAAGAGAUUUUCCGGCGAACAGCGAAAGUCUUGUUUCCAAAAAUCGACGCUCCAACAGUUCGGACAAGGAAAAUUACAGGUGAAAAGCCUGACUUUAAAGUUGUAACCAAUACAAAAGAAGAAAUUCUUUUUGGCGAGGUUAAGACAAAAGAUUCGCGUUCUUUAUUGAUUAAUAAAGAUCUCAUAAAAUUGUCCAAUUUCCAAUCGGGUGCCUUAGACGAGUUAAUUAAAAAAUAUGGCAACAAGAUUGGUUUAGCUUCAUUUGGUAUAUGGGUCAGUGGUCCACGUAUUCGGAUCUACGAAAUGGAUCUAAACUACGAUGGGAUGUAUAGAAUGUUUUUGAUGGCGAAUGUUGUGACCUCAAUGGAACGGGCACAAUUUUUAAGUCUGAUACCAGUAUUAGAAGCAUUGUAUAAUAUUAAAGAUCGUAUUUCUGAAGUAUUAGAGGAGCCAUCUCCUACAAAAGAUAUUUCACCACUUAUCAAGAGCCAUUCUGAUGAGGAGAAAGUAUCAACCCUGUCGACACCUGAAUCUCUGGACCCGAAAACUGUGAAAAAGCUUUGGGAUCGGGAUCAAAAUAAAAGCCAAGACAAAACAUCCCAAUCACACAAGAAAAAUGGAACAGAGAAUAUCGCUCAGGUGAUAGCUGAUGGCAUUCAGAAUAAUAUUAUUUCAGAUUCUGUGACUGAAAUUUCAGCGACGGCCCAUCGUCAAAAUUCUGAUACAAUCUCAUUACUCGAUUUAGCUCAAUUAUUUGAUAAAGCAACUAAUGCUGAAUAUUACGCUAUGAAAGCUAACCAGGAUGAAACCCUAUGCUGGAUUAACUAUGGAAGUGAAUUUGUAGUUCAGUAUAAUGACCUUGUGAAAAAUAGUAAGGGAAAAAUUGGCGAGAAAAAAGCUAAAGGUAUAAUUUAUGAUAAAAUAUUAGAGCAUCUCAUUAUUAUCCGUGAGAAAAGGUCCAAGGAAAUGGGAAUACAACUCCCAGAAAUUUUGCGUAGGUGA
This is a messenger RNA of Dentiscutata erythropus, 1752 nucleotides long. The record is from the annotation of a GenBank genome assembly. NCBI's taxonomy places the organism in Eukaryota, Fungi, Glomeromycota, Glomeromycetes, Diversisporales, Gigasporaceae.